This is a messenger RNA of Paramecium sonneborni, 581 nucleotides long. The record is from the annotation of a GenBank genome assembly. NCBI's taxonomy places the organism in Eukaryota, Ciliophora, Oligohymenophorea, Peniculida, Parameciidae.
GAUAUGAGAAUCAAAAAGAAAAUUUUAUGAUGCUUUUUUAGCAAUGCCAUGAAUAUCAUUAAUAAAAUUAGAUUAUUGCUCAAGAGAUUGAAGGUCUCAAAGAUGAAAAUGAUGAUUUAAAUAGAGGUAAUCAUCAUUAAUUUAUAUUUAUUUUAGAAUGUUAACAUUUAGAAGGUUAAUCAGAACAAUAAAUUAGAUAUAUUAAUUGUUUAAAAUAGUUAAAUUAAAAAACAGAAGAGGUACUACAGAAAUUAUAGGACUAUUAAGAAGAAUUGAAAUAGUUAUUACAUAAAGGAAAAUAAGAUCAAGGACCUAAAUUUGAUCCUAUUUAAUUUAUUAAAAGUGUUACUCAUGCAUAACAAGAAGUAGACAUUCCUCAAGAACUAUGCGAAGUUGAAUAAAGUAUUCAUUUAUAAUAAUAAUAAAUAGACUUAUCUUUCAUUCAAGAAAUUAACCAAGUUCCUUAGAUUUAAUAAACAGAAAAGCAAGAAAGUCAAGGCCUUUUAAUUAAAUAUAAAUAUUUAGCUGCAAUUACAGCAACAAUUAUAUUGGGAGUCAUUGUAAAAAAAAAGUUACUGUGA